Messenger RNA from Coffea eugenioides, 809 nucleotides. Its product is annotated as profilin. The coding region runs from base 185 to 580 and encodes 131 amino acids. Gene Ontology annotation, cellular component: cell cortex. The transcript is spliced from 4 exons. The record is from RefSeq and is a predicted model, not a curated record. Gene Ontology annotation, molecular function: actin monomer binding. Lineage: Eukaryota; Viridiplantae; Streptophyta; Magnoliopsida; Gentianales; Rubiaceae.
CAACGCUAACUCUUUUUUUCCAUCUCCCAAUAAACAAACAUAAAUCCCCCAACCGUGGUCGUCUCCUCUCACCGCUUCUUCAAUUUCUCGAUAAGAAAAGAAGGAAGAGCAAAAUAACCUCAAAAAUCUAAAACAAAGUCUACACCUUAGUCGGCAGGAGUAGCGGAAGCAGGAGGAGGAGAAGAUGUCGUGGCAAUCGUAUGUUGAUGACCACUUGAUGUGUGAGAUCGAGGGGACCCAUCUCACAUCUGCCGCUAUUAUCGGCCAUGACGGCACUGUUUGGGCUCAGAGCGCUAAUUUCCCUCCGUUUAAGCCAGAGGAGAUCGCAGCUAUUAUGAAUGAUUUUUCUGAACCUGGGACCCUUGCUCCAACUGGACUGUAUCUCGGUGGCACAAAGUAUAUGGUGAUUCAAGGGGAACCAGGGGCUGUUAUCAGAGGAAAGAAGGGUCCUGGAGGGAUUACUGUUAAGAAGACCAACUUGGCUUUGAUUAUUGGUAUAUAUGAUGAGCCUAUGACUGCCGGUCAGUGCAACAUGAUUGUUGAAAGGCUGGGUGAUUAUCUUAUUGAUCAGAGUUUCUAGGCUUGCUGUUGGAAUUUGUUGCAGAAUACUAUUAUUUAUAUCAUUAUGGAGGUCUUGGACGAGUCUGCGUGUGCUUCAACCUCAAAAGUGAAGGGUGUAGUAUUUUUCUUGUAUCAAUUAUUAUUAUCCAUCACUGUAUCUUCGCUUUGCUUAUGAUAAGCUGUUUCCUCCCUUUUAAAUGGGUGAUACUUAAUGGAAUGAUUUGAUUGAGAUGCUUGAGGUUUUUGAA